AUGGCAAAAACACUAGAGAAGACGCUUGCCCGUGCCGCAUUCUUCCAGAACGCUGUCCAAGAGAAUGGAGACGAGCCUCUUGCCCUCGAGGCUGUUCAAACCAAAAUCAACGAAUUUGUGCACCAAUAUGAUGAGGAGUACGAAGAGGUCAAGAAAACCCGGCGCGCAGGACGGCCGGCAAGCGCAAAAGAAGAUCUGCUAAAAAUGAAGAUCUCGGCCCUCGAGAAAGAGCACCGCGACGGGUUCUAUCUGCCCGAUCUCACUGUGGACGCGAAUGUUCAGCUGCUCAGCAGAUUCGAAGGGUCCUGGUCGUACCUCACCAGUCUUUCCUGGGUCAAGGUAUCAGCCGCAGGGAACGUCAAGCCCUCAAGCUUCCCUCCCCAAGGCCUCUAA
Molecule: messenger RNA, 393 nt
Organism: Chaetomium globosum CBS 148.51
Lineage: Eukaryota; Fungi; Ascomycota; Sordariomycetes; Sordariales; Chaetomiaceae
Exons: 4
Coding region: 1-393 (130 amino acids)
Cellular component (GO): nucleus
Source: RefSeq, a predicted model, not a curated record